UGCAUGAUAAUAUCAGACAAUGAGGGGUCGUAUAAAUGUCAGCCCUUUAGCAUCUUUUUGCUCAGUCUCGAACUCUCAUGUUGGCCUUGAACUAAAAAAAUUCCACCUUUCUCUGAUCAACUCAGAAGCGGUGUACAAGCUUUCCAUUUUGCAUGUAGCAGACCAAACCAACGUACACGGUCUGCUGUUUUAUCAUCAUAGAAGAUCAUGAUACGAUAUAUUCCCCUCUUCAGAUCUUGCAGCACAAAAAGAACCCUCUUGGAAAUCCAUGCACAACUCCUCACCACCGGCCUCCAUAGGGAUCCACUAGCAGCCACGAAGCUUAUAGAAUCGUAUGCCAUGAUGGGCAUCACUGAUGCUGCUAGACUGGUCUUUGACAAGUUCUCGAGUCCGGACUCUUUCAUGUGGGGUGUGAUGAUCAAAAGCUAUUCAUGGGCUGGGCUCUACAAAGAAGUCAUUUCACUGUAUCAUGCGAUGCAGUGUCAGCAGCUUCGGCUGACAAGUUUCAUCUUUCCACCCGUUCUAAGAGCUUGUUCGGGUCUUUGUAAUGUACUAGUUGGAAGAAGGAUACAUGGAAGGAUAAUUAAAGGUGGGUUUGAUUCUGAUGCUGUUGCUGAGACGUCACUGCUUCAGAUGUACGGCGAAGGAGGGAGCUUAGAAGACGCUCACCAGGUGUUCGAUGGCAUGUCAACAAGAGAUGUGGUCGCCUGGAAUUUGAUGGUUUCGAGCUGUAUCCAAUGCAAGCGAGCCGACGUAGGCCUAGAAAUAUUCUCAGAGAUGAAUAUGGAAAACAUCGUUCCUGAUUCAGUAAUAAUGCUGAACGCGACUCGAGCUUGUGCUGAGUUGGGAUUUCUAAAACAAGGAAGGUCUGUUCAUGGCUAUAUUGUAAGAAGAUGGACUGCAGUCGAUGAAGCGUUAGAGAAUUCGCUCAUUGCCAUGUAUGGCAGAUGUGGUUGUCUAGACCAUGCAGAGAAGCUAUUCAGGAAUGCAUCACGACGAAGUGUUGUAUCCUGGACUGCCAUGAUAUCAUGUUGCAGUGAAAAAUCCUGCUAUAGAGAAGCAUUAGUUGUCUUUACUGAGAUGCUAAAAUGUGAGGUAGAGCCAAAUUCUGUAACUAUGAUGUGUGUUCUCUUUUCCUGCACCCAAUUGGGAUUCCUGAGAGAAGGGAAGUCAGUCCAUGGAUUCAUUCUCAGAAGAAGUAUGGACCCUGAAUCAAGUUCCACAGGCACGGCACUAAUAAAUAUGUAUGCCGGUUUCAGAAAGCUCGGGACUUGCUGCCAUAUGUUUGAGGCUAUGCAGAAGAAAACAAUUGUCUCCUGGAACUCACUCAUUGCAGCGUGCUCGCAAAAUGGUUCUUCAAAGAAGGCAUUGAGACUCUUCAUUAGAAUGCAAAAGGAAGGACUUCUUCCGGAUUCAUUUACCCUCUCCAGUACUCUCCCUGCAUGUGGGCAAGUUGGUGACUUGAGAUUGGGGUUCCAAAUCCAUGGCCUUAUUGCUAAAACAGGCUUCCAGCUCAAUAAAUUUGUUCGCAACUCCCUGAUCGAUAUGUACUGCAAAUGUGGAUCCACUGACACUGCUUACAGGAUUUUUGAGGAGAUUGAAAGUAAGGACACUGUGACGUGGAAUGCGAUGAUGAGUGGAUUUUGUCAAAAUGGUUUCUCAAUAGAAGCAAUUAGACUCUUUGAUCAAAUGUAUUGGAAAGGUAUUCAGACAGACGCUGUGACCUUUCUUAGUGCCAUUCAGGCCUGUACCCAUCUGGGUUAUCUAAGAAAGGGAAGAUGGACCCAUCAUAAGCUUAUAACUUCCGGUUCGAAGAAGGAUAUCCAGUUAGAAACAGCUCUCAUCAACAUGUACGCAAAGUGCGGAGAUUUAUACAUGGCUAGAAAAGUCUUUGAUAACAUGUCCCAGAAGAAUGUAGUGUCAUGGAGUUCGAUCAUCUCUGGCUAUGGAGUGCAUGGCCUAGCAGAAGAUGCUGUAGCUCUCUUAUUUCAAAUGGUGGCGAUGGGGAUAAGACCGAAUGAAGUAACAUUCAUGAGCAUUCUUUCUGCCUGCAGUCAUGCAGGAUUAGUGGAAGAAGGAUUGUUUUAUUUUGAUUUGAUGAAGCAGGAGUUUGGCAUAGAGCCUCAAUCAGAGCACUAUGCCUGCGUGGUUGACCUACUAAGCCGUGCCGGUCACGUCGAUAGAGCUUAUAAAUUCAUCAAGUCAAUGCUGGUGGAACCAGAUGCCAGUAUCUGGCGUUCUUUGCUUAAUGGUGGUUGUCGUUUUCAUCAUAGAGAAGAUAUUGUAGGCGACAUACAGAGAAGAAUCAGCAAUUCUUCUUCAUCACAGUGUAUUAUUGGCUAAGAAAGUCACAUACUGUAAAUAUUACCAUAGAGAUGAUAAAAAGGAUCCUCAGAACCUAACAAAUAAACCAAGAUUGAUAUCUUU
Elaeis guineensis (African oil palm) is the source of this 2427-nucleotide messenger RNA. Its product is annotated as putative pentatricopeptide repeat-containing protein At1g69350, mitochondrial. Gene Ontology annotation, biological process: RNA modification. NCBI's taxonomy places the organism in Eukaryota, Viridiplantae, Streptophyta, Magnoliopsida, Arecales, Arecaceae. Gene Ontology annotation, molecular function: protein binding; RNA binding. The record is from RefSeq and is a predicted model, not a curated record.